This is a messenger RNA of Hevea brasiliensis (rubber tree), 1424 nucleotides long. Its product is annotated as GDSL esterase/lipase At5g55050. The record is from RefSeq and is a predicted model, not a curated record. Lineage: Eukaryota; Viridiplantae; Streptophyta; Magnoliopsida; Malpighiales; Euphorbiaceae. The transcript has 6 exons. Gene Ontology annotation, molecular function: hydrolase activity, acting on ester bonds. The coding region runs from base 95 to 1195 and encodes 366 amino acids.
UGAACCAUUCGCUACUUUCCCACUUACCAAGUAUACACAUAGCAAAAAGAGACUAAAAGGAGCUUAAGCUGUUGGACUUGUACUCUUGUCUUUAAUGGCUUUUAAUAAUGUAUCCCGGGCAGUGGCGAUGAGUUUCUUCUUGUUGAUACCAGUGAUAAGCUUCAAAUAUUCCAAGGCUCAAAUGGUGCCAGCGCUGUUCGUUUUUGGUGACUCUCUAGUAGAUGUUGGCAACAACAAUUACCUUCCAUUUUCCAUUGCCAAAGCAGAUUUUCCUAAUAAUGGGAUCGACUACCCCGCCAGAAUACCAACUGGGAGGUUUAGUAAUGGCAAAGUUAUUGCAGAUUUUCUAGCUGAGAAAGUGGGCUUGCCUACUUCUCCACCAUACUUGUCUUUCUUAUCCAACAACAACAAAAGACCGUUCCUGACUGGCGUAAACUUUGCCUCUGGAGCUUCAGGAAUCCUCAAUUCUACAGGUCAAUCCCUUGGUAUGGUAAUCCCUUUGACAAAACAAGUGGACUACUAUGCAUCUGUUCAUAAAGAUUUGCUGGAAAAGCUGGGGUCCUCUGGAGCACAAAAUUACUUGUCCAAGUCUCUCUUUGCUAUCGAUACUGGCAGCAAUGAUGUCUUAAGUUAUUCUGAUUCAUCUGAUCUCCGCGAGAAGAGCACCCCACAGCAAUACGUGGGUUUGAUGAUUCGCACACUGAAAUCACAAAUGAAGAGAUUAUACAUUUAUGGUGCACGUAAAUUUCUGAUCCCUGGGGUGGCGAGUGUGGGAUGUGCUCCAUCGCGAAGGAUUGAGAAUAGAGCAGGAGAAUGCAACGAAGAACUAAAUGCUUUGUCUAUUAAGUAUAAUGAAGGCCUUAAGUCAAUGUUACUGAAGUUAAAAUCAAAGCUUAAGGACAUAAAUUACUCCUACUUUGAUGCUUACAGUUUCACGCAGAACAUCAUCCAGAAACCAGCUGCUUAUGGAUUUUCUGAGGUUAAAGCUGCUUGCUGUGGUCUCGGGAGGCUGAAUGCCGAUGUCCCCUGCAUUCCAAUUUCAACCUAUUGCUCCAAUAGAAGCAAUCAUGUGUUUUGGGAUAUAGUUCAUCCAACGGAGGCAACAGCUCGCCUUGUUGUGAAUACGAUCUUCGACGGUCCAUCACGGUGCACCCGUUGUCCGAUACAGUGGGAUGAUUUUUUUUUCUUUGUUUAAUUAAAUAAAUUACUAUAAAUUUUAUAAAAAUAACAAAAUUUUCCAUUGAUUAAUUAGGUUAUAAUAUUAUAUUCUUAAUAAUUGUAAAAUUUUAUUAAUAAUUAAAAUAAAUAUAAGGACUUUGAGAUUGAAGAUGUUUUAUAGGUUGAUCAUGUUAUAAAUUGUAAAGGUGAAAAUCACAUUGUUAAGUAGCAUUCAGUUGAAAUAAGAUCUCUAGUUAUUACAGUAA